AAAACAAAUGUCAAAUUAGUGUUUAUUUCAUAAAAAUUUCGGGAAUUUUCUUCAUAUUAAUCACUAACCAUUGUACACGACCCGUGACUGAAGCCCUACAACUGCAACAAGAUGAAAAAAGCAUUCUUAUCGCGGAAAGGCAAGGCUAAGAAGAAUCUGGGACCCUGUACGCCAGUACGGAAUAUACGUACUCUCACCAUGGCCGGAAGUAUUGAACAACGUCCCUGGACGCCCACUGUGCGCAUUGGAAGAAUCGCCGCAGAGACCUCGAAUCCGGGACCAGCCAUAGUGCAGUUGCCCACGCUAAUUGGCAGCAAAGUGCCGGAUUCAAAGAAGAAGGGUGCACCCUCGUAUACAUUUGGACACAAAAUAACUACCAGGGAUGAAACCACUGGACCCGGCCCGGCUCAGUACAAUGUAUCGGGCUUACGGCCGAAAGGUAAAGAUUAUCCACGGGCAGCGACCUUACAGAGUCGUCCCAAGGAGUUGUCCUCGUUCGUGAAUCCCGGACCCGGUGAAUACGAUGUCCUGCCGGCCGCCAAGGCCGUCAUUGAUGCCACGCCCAAGUAUACGUUUGGCAAGAAGCCAGCGAGCGCCAAGUUUCAAUUGAUACCAGCGCCAAAUAGCUAUUGUCCUGAAAAGGUCACGCAAUCAAGAAAGAAUGCGCCACGUUACACAUUUGGUAGACGAACUAAAAUCCAACACGAUCUGAAUACACCAGCUCCUGGCGCCUAUAAUCCCGAAAGGGUGAGCUCCACAAAUGGCCCUGAAUACAGUUUUGGCAUCAAACACCAUGAGCUGCGACCCGAUUAUACGCCAGCACCUGGCACAUAUAGUCCUGAAAAGUCCAAAUUGCACACGACACCUGCUUUUAGUAUCACAGGCAAAACAACACACGAUGUAGUUGAUGCCACACCAGCGCCCUGCGCAUACGAGCCAGAGAAGUUUAUGUUAAAUAAUACGCCUGCCUACAGUUUUGGUCAACGUGCUCGAGUUGGCAAGUUACAAGAUACUCCCGGACCUGGCACGUAUCAGCCGGAGAAGUUUCGAUCGGAUUAUGGCCCCUCAUACACGUUAACAGACCGCCAUGACCUUAAAACAGAAAACUUGAACCCGGCUCCAGGCUGUUAUGCCCCAGAGAAAUAUCGCAGCGAUCACACGCCAUCGUUUAGCUUCGGUGGUAAGCAUGAGCAUCGAGUGGAAAGCUUUACUCCGGCACCGGGAGACUAUUGUCCUGAAAAAGUACGGCACGAUCACAAUCCUGCUUACUCAUUCGCUGGACGUCAUGACACACUUAAAGCAAGCGACACUCCGGCACCAGGCACCUACGAUCUAGCAAAAGUACGAUUAGGUCACAAUCCCGCUUUCUCCUUCGCUGGUCGCCACGACCUUCACAAGCCAAGUGAUACCCCAGCUCCUGGAGCGUAUUUCCCAGAGAAAUUUCGACAAGAUCAUAAUCCCGCAUUCUCCAUUGCUGGUAAACAUGAUCCAAAAAUCACGAACGGAACCCCAGCACCCGGAGAUUACUCCCCCGAGAAAUCUCGACUCGAUCAUACUCCCGCUUAUACCUUUGGUGGAAGAAAUGAGCCCAAAAUAGAGAACAAUACACCUGCCCCCGGUGAUUACCACCCCGAAAAGGUUAGACAAGAUCACAAUCCCGCUUUCUCCUUCGCUGGUCGCCACGAUCUUCACAAGCCAAGUGAUACCCCAGCUCCUGGAGCGUAUUCCCCAGAGAAAGUUCGACAAGAUCAUAAUCCCGCAUUCUCCAUGGCUGGCAAACACGAUCCAAAGAUCACGAACGAUACACCUGCCCCCGGUGAUUACCACCCCGAAAAGGUUAGACAAGAUCACAAUCCCGCUUUCUCCUUCGCUGGUCGCCACGAUCUUCACAAGCCAAGUGAUACCCCAGCUCCUGGAGCUUACUCCCCGGAGAAAGCUCGUCAAGAUCAUAAUCCCGCAUUCUCCAUGGGUGGCAAACAUGAUCCAAAGAUCUCAAAUGACACUCCAGCACCCGGGGACUAUUCUCCAGAGAAAUCUCGACUCGAUCAUACUCCCGCUUAUUCUUUUGGUGGAAGGAAUGAUCCCAAAAUAGAGAACAAUACACCUGCCCCCGGUGAUUACCACCCCGAAAAGGUUAGACAAGAUCACAAUCCCGCUUUCUCCUUCGCUGGUCGCCACGAUCUUCACAAGCCAAGUGAUACCCCAGCUCCUGGAGCGUAUUCCCCAGAGAAAGUUCGACAAGAUCAUAAUCCCGCAUUCUCCAUGGCUGGCAAACACGAUCCAAAGAUCACGAACGGAACUCCAGCACCCGGAGAUUACUCCCCCGAGAAAUCUCGACUUGAUCAUACUCCCGCUUAUACCUUUGGUGGAAGGAAUGAUCCCAAAAUAGAGAACAAUACACCUGCCCCCGGUGAUUACCACCCCGAAAAGGUUAGACAAGAUCACAAUCCCGCUUUCUCCUUCGCUGGUCGCCACGAUCUUCACAAGCCAAGUGAUACCCCAGCUCCUGGAGCGUUCCCAGAGAAAGUUCGACAAGAUCAUAAUCCAUUCUCCAUGGCUGGCAAACAUGAUCCAAAGAUCACGAACGGAACUCCAGCACCCGGAGAUUACUCCCCCGAGAAAUCUCGACUUGAUCAUACUCCCGCUUAUACCUUUGGUGGAAGGAAUGAUCCCAAAAUAGAGAACAAUACACCUGCCCCCGGUGAUUACCACCCCGAAAAGGUUAGACAAGAUCACAAUCCCGCUUUCUCCUUCGCUGGUCGCCACGAUCUUCACAAGCCAAGUGAUACCCCAGCUCCUGGAGCGUAUUCCCCAGAGAAAGUUCGACAAGAUCAUAAUCCCGCAUUCUCCAUGGCUGGCAAACAUGAUCCAAAGAUCACGAACGGAACCCCAGCACCCGGAGAUUACUCCCCCGAGAAAUCUCGACUAGAUCAUACUCCCGCUUAUACCUUUGCUGGACGGAAUGAUCCCAAAAUAGAGAACAAUACACCUGCCCCCGGUGAUUACCAUCCCGAAAAGGUUAGACAAGAUCACAAUCCCGCUUUCUCCUUCGCUGGUCGCCACGAUCUUCACAAGCCAAGUGAUACCCCAGCUCCUGGAGCUUACUCCCCGGAGAAAGUUCGACAAGAUCAUAAUCCCGCAUUCUCCAUGGCUGGUAAACAUGAUCCAAAGAUCUCAAAUGACACUCCAGCACCCGGGGACUAUUCUCCAGAGAAAUCUCGACUCGAUCAUACUCCCGCUUAUUCUUUUGGUGGAAGGAAUGAUCCCAAAAUAGAGAACAAUACACCUGCCCCCGGUGAUUACCAUCCCGAAAAGGUUAGACAAGAUCAUAAUCCCGCUUUCUCCUUCGCUGGUCGCCACGAUCUUCACAAGCCAAGUGAUACCCCAGCUCCUGGAGCGUAUUCCCCAGAGAAAGUUCGACAAGAUCAUAAUCCCGCAUUCUCCAUGGCUGGCAAACAUGACCCAAAGAUCUCAAAUAACACCCCAGCACCUGGAGAUUACUCACCGGAGAAAACUCGAUUGGAUCAUACACCCGCUUACACAUUUGGUGGCAGAUAUGACCCCAAAGUGGACAACCAUCAACCUUCGCCAUGCGACUACUCGCCCGAGAAAGUACGCCUUGAUCAUACACCUGCCUACACAAUUGCAGGUCGCUCGACAAUCGAGCAUAUUAGCCAUACUCCAGCGCCCUGUGACUACAGACCGGAGAACUGUCAGCAGGAUGGCUCGCCGGCUUUCACUUUCGGCAUGAGGCUGAAUAGGGAGCAUAUCAGUGAUACACCAGCACCCACUGCAUAUGAACCGGAAAAGCACACACAGCACACACCAGCCUUCACAUUUGGCACGAGAACUGAGAUUAAGGUCUCCACCGAUGCACCUGCUCCCGGACAUUAUCAUCCCGAACAGUGCAAGCUUGAUAAUUCACCAGCGUAUAGUUUUGGUCUUAAGACUUUACCUAUGCCCCUUUUACCUGAACCUAGAGGUGCUUACAUUGAAGAUCGUAUACUGCAAAGACGUGAGCGACGCUUGGGAAGUCCCGUACGCAGCAAUGGCAUUGAUAGCACCACUGGCACCACUGGCACCACUGCAACCACCACAACAACAACAGUCACCGAGAAGCGCAUCGUAAAUGGUGUCAGUCCGGCGGAACUUGUAAAUGGAAAUAGUCAUCAGGAGGCGACAACUACGACAAUCACAGCAAAGCACAACGGCACCACAAAUGGCAUCACUUGCACAGAGCUGAAACCCACAAGCACCACAACCACAACAACGAAGACAACCACCACCAAGAGUGUAGGGCAUGAUAAGGAUCAAUCAAAGUCCAUGGAGGCAACGUUGCACCACUCGGAGAACGCACAGGCUCAGCGGGGCAAUGUAAAGGUAACAGCCAUGGGCACCGCUGAUGCCACCACCAGCAAGGCGGCCAACACGAGCACACGCACUGUGGUGCAGGAUGAUGGCACAAUUGUGACCAGCGGCAGGUCGACAAGGUCAAGUAGGGUCAAGUACGCUGUGGAGGCGAGCAGCGUGCAAGAGAAGAUUAUCAGCUCCUAACGUCUAUAAGAUACCCACUGUGUUGGGCAGCAGCAAGGAGGGUCCCAUACGUUCGGCACCCGCUUUUACCAUGGCCGGACGGGAGAAGGACUCGCUUAUACCGACGCUCGUACUGCCCGGUCCCGGGUAUUACG
Drosophila innubila is the source of this 4688-nucleotide messenger RNA. RefSeq lists its product as uncharacterized. Gene Ontology annotation, cellular component: cytoskeleton. The record is from RefSeq and is a predicted model, not a curated record. NCBI's taxonomy places the organism in Eukaryota, Metazoa, Arthropoda, Insecta, Diptera, Drosophilidae.